AUGUAUAAAGGACAAAACAGAGAUAAAGAGAAAAUGAUUCUUUCUUCAACUAUGAACAAUACAAUCUUAAGCUCUAUCAAAGUAGCUCCACAAAAUGAUAUCCUCGUGAAGCACCCAUCACUAAAGCUCGAUUUGCUCAGGUUCAUACGCGUGUGCAUAAAGACUGGUGGUUGCAGUGAGGACUGUUCAUAUUGUCCUCAGUCCUCUAGAUAUGACACUGGAGUUAAAGCCCAAAGACUCAUGUCCAAGGAUGCUGUCAUUGUUGCUGCAAAGAAGAGGGAGGUUUGCUGCACAUUGGGGAUAAUCGAGAAGCAACAAGCGUUAGAGCUAAAGAAGGCUGGCCUCACUGCUUAUAACCACAAUCUUGAUACUUCAAGAGACUACUACCCAAACGUCAUCACUAAUUGA
Raphanus sativus (radish) is the source of this 408-nucleotide messenger RNA. Its product is annotated as biotin synthase, mitochondrial-like. Lineage: Eukaryota; Viridiplantae; Streptophyta; Magnoliopsida; Brassicales; Brassicaceae. Gene Ontology annotation, cellular component: mitochondrion. Gene Ontology annotation, molecular function: 2 iron, 2 sulfur cluster binding; biotin synthase activity. The transcript has 4 exons. The record is from RefSeq and is a predicted model, not a curated record. Gene Ontology annotation, biological process: biotin biosynthetic process. Bases 1 to 408 code for a protein of 135 amino acids.